Messenger RNA from Dromaius novaehollandiae (emu), 8233 nucleotides. RefSeq names its product GPI ethanolamine phosphate transferase 3-like. The record is from RefSeq and is a predicted model, not a curated record. Gene Ontology annotation, biological process: GPI anchor biosynthetic process. Bases 72 to 3338 code for a protein of 1088 amino acids. Gene Ontology annotation, cellular component: endoplasmic reticulum membrane. Lineage: Eukaryota; Metazoa; Chordata; Aves; Casuariiformes; Dromaiidae. The transcript is spliced from 11 exons. Gene Ontology annotation, molecular function: mannose-ethanolamine phosphotransferase activity.
GGGCCGCGGCCGCGUGCGGCGCUUCCGGGGGGGGCGGGGGGCGGCUCGCGCCGGGCCGCGGCGGCCGCAGGAUGCAGCGGUGGCCGGUGCUGCUCUUCCUGGCCUGGGUCUGCUUUCUCUUCUUCGCCGGCAUUGGGCUCUUCAUGAGUGGCUUCCUGCUCACCCGGAUUGAGCUCGCCCACAGCAGUUCCUGCUCAGACCCACUCGCACCACCCCCCUGGGACAGGCAGAGCCUCCCGCCGGGCUCCUGCUGGGUGCCCCAGCGCUUCUCGAAGGCCGUGCUGGUCAUCAUCGACGCCCUCCGGUUCGAGUUUGCCUGGUUCGACCCAGCCAACGUGAGGCCGCUGCCGUAUGAGAACAAGCUGAGUUUCUUGCACCACUUAGCGACCUCACAGCCCCGCCAUGCCCGUCUCUACCGCUUCCGAGCCGAUCCCCCCACCGCUACCAUGCAGCGUAUCAAGGGCCUCACCACCGGCUCGCUGCCCACUUUCAUCGACGUGGGCAGCAACUUUGCCACCUACGCGAUCCAGGAGGACAACCUGCUGGCCCAGCUGGUGCAAAACGGAAGGAGAGUGGUCUUCAUGGGAGAUGACACUUGGGAAGGACUCUUCCCCAAGAAGUUUUUCCGCUCGUAUUUCUUCCCUUCUUUUAAUGUGAAGGAUCUUCAUACUGUGGAUGAUGGGAUCCUGCAGCAUCUCUAUCCAACUGUGGAUAGUGGUGAAUGGGACUUGCUGAUUGCUCACUUCCUCGGUGUGGACCACUGUGGGCACAAACAUGGACCUGACCAUCCUGAAAUGGCUAAGAAGCUCACCCAGAUGAAUGAGAUGCUCAGGUCCUUGGUAGAUCAUCUGGGAAAUGACACCCUGCUUCUGGUGGCUGGAGACCAUGGCAUGACGGAGACUGGAGACCAUGGUGGGGACAGCGAGAAAGAAGUGAAUGCAGCACUGUUUGUGUACAGCAAAACACCCCUAUUUGGCACUGGCCCUGCUGAGGAGCCAGAGACCGUUCCCCAGGUGAACCUGGUGCCCACAGUGGCCUUGCUGCUGGGUGUGCCCAUUCCCUACAGUAACAUCGGGGAGGUGAUGGCUGAACUGUUUCCUGGGAACGGCGACGCUCCGUCUGCAGCCUUGCAGCAGCUUUCGGUCUAUCACGUCAAUGCCAAGCAGGUGGACCGAUUCCUGCACUCCUACUCACUGGUGGCUCAGGACCUGCCGGCAGAGCAGCUCCAGCGCCUGCAGGAGCUCUUCUCCGGCGCUAUGGAGGAGCACACUCAGCUCUUGGCCCAGAUGGAAGAGGCAACGCUGGUGUCUCCGGAGCUGGAGUCCAGGCUGGGAAGCCUAAUCGGUCGCUUCCAGCUCUACCUGCGGGAGGCACGGGCUGUGUGCACCCAGAGCUGGGCCCGCUUCCACCCACUGCGUAUGGUGGCAGGCUGCACCCUCAUCGCCGCUUCCUGCUUGCUCUGCUAUGUGACCUCGGAGCUGGCCACAGCGUCAGACUCUUUCUAUCGCAGCUGCCUCCUGUACCCACUGCUUUGGGGCCUGGUGGUGGCUGUUCUGCUUGGGCUGGCCUGUACGUUCAUCCAGGAGGGGCUGGAUCUUCUCCUGGUGUCGUCGUGGGCAGCUGCAGUUUCUCAGGUGGCCUUCUUCUGGCGCUGGUGGGGCCGGCAGCCCAAGCGAACCCGUUUGGCAAGCAGCCAGCCGCCCUUGGCCAGCGUUGGCCUGAGGCAGCGGCUGCGAGCGUGGCUGGGGCUGGCCUUCCCCAUGGGUAUUCUCCUCUUCCGCUGUGGAGCCAUGUUCUCUGAUAGCUUUGUGGUGGCUGAGGCCCGGGUUGCCCCGUUCCUGCUGGCCUCACUGGUGGUGUUGCUGGUAGGGAAACUCCAUUGGGAUGGUCGCUUGACUGUGCCAGAAGGCCCCAAGCAGCAGCUUCUCGGCUUUUCCUCUUACCGCAAAGAGAGUUGGUACCUGUUGUACCUUGUGGCUGUGCUUCUGGUCUGUGCGCGCCUCUCCGUUUUUUUCCACCAGUGCCGUGAGGAAAUCCCCCAGUGCCGGCCCUCUCUUUUCCUUGCCCCACUUGCCAGCCUGAGGAACACACGGGCCAAGAACCUCUUCUACCUCCUGUGCGUGGCCUCACUUGUCGGGCUGGUCUGUGUGGUGCGGUGCUGGCUGCGGCACUACGGCAACCUGAACAGCUCGGACCCCCUUGUGCUCUUUGUGCGCUGGGGUUUCCCACUGGUUGUCAUCUGCAUUGCCUGCUACUGGGCCGUCGCCUCCAGUGCCGAGGACUCACUCGGCAAGCUGCAGGAGCUGGUGCAGGUGGCACUUGUUGCCUUUCCAUGGGCUGUCUACGGGCUGGUGUCUGUGGGGCUGCUGCUCUUGCUGUGCAAUCCCAUGACAGUGUUUGCAAAGGACACACGGGAGUCGGCAGGACCCAUUGUCACCCCCUACCUAGGGGUUCCCAGCUCUGAAGUUGACAUCCUCCACGUCAUCCCUCAGAUCUACAGGAGGAUGCAGGAGUCUCUGAAGAGCCGCCUGGAGCGAGGCAGCUGCAAGGCCACAGUUGCAGCCUACGGGCUGGGCAGUGUGUACUCAGCGGCGUUGGUCAUAGCACUUACCCUGCUGGGCUUCCUCUUGCUGCUUCUGCACAGUGAGCGGAUGAGUCUUGCCUUCCUACUCCUUUUCCUGGAGGCCUUUGUGCUGCUGCAUGUCCAUGCCCGUGCCAGAAGCCUUGCUGGAGAUGCUGAGCUUUUUGCGGUGCCCUGGCAUGCAGUCAUCUCCUGGCUUCUUGCUGCUUCGCAGUUCUUCUAUUCCACAGGCCACCAGCCCAUCUUCCCCGCCAUCCAUUGGAACGCAGCAUUUGUGGGCUUCCACCUCGACCACAGCACAAACCUCCUGCCCGCUGUCCUGGUGGGCGCCAACACGUUCGCCUCCCAUAUCCUCUUUGCAGUCGGCUGCCCUCUGCUCCUGCUUUGGCCCUUUGUGUGUGAGACUCCCAGCUCACAGAGGAGGAAGCCCAAGAAGGAGCCCCGGGAGGAGCUGCAGGAAGAGGAGGAGCACAUGAUGGAGAUGAGGCUGCGGGAGUCGCCAGAGAGGUUCUCUGCUGCUCUGCUGCAACUGGGGCUGAAGUACCUCUUCGGCCUCGGGAUGCAGCUUCUGGCCUGUGUUUGUGCAGCUGCGAUCCUCAGGAGGCACCUCAUGGUCUGGAAGGUCUUUGCCCCAAAGUUCCUCUUUGAAGCGCUGGGCUUCGUGGUGAGCAGCAUCUGCCUCCUGCUGGGGAUCUCCCUGGUGAUGCGUGUGGACUGUGCAGUCAGCACCUGGUUCAGCCAACUUCAGCUCAGGUAGCAUUGGAGAUGUGGGGAACCUGACCUGCUCAUCGACCAAGGCUGUGGUUGUCUCCCUGCCUCUCAGGGCCUGGAGGGAUCCUAGAGCCACCAGCAAUGAGUGCCUGUCGACAGCAGUCAGGGAUUAUCCCCAGUUCCCAGCCUCAGCACUGCACAAAAGGACUGGUGCCAGCUGUUCCCUGCUCUUUGCAGUGCUCUUCAGGGAGCGUGUUUCUCAGCAGUUGGGUUAGAGCUCUUGCUGGGCAUUUGUUAACAACAGAGGAGUCUGCUGCAGGAGGCCAAGAAGCAAGAGUCCUGAAGUGCUCCUCUGGAGAACCGCCAGCCAGGGGCCUUGCUGCUACUUUCCUGACAACUCUGCCCACUGUGCAGCUGGUAGGCUUCAGCGACCAGCACUGCCUGGGAUGUUACCUUGCCUGUGCCAAGACAGGGACCUGCUGGAAGGGGCGCCUGCUGAGGAGGGGAGGGAAGGGAGGAGAGGGGAGGCUACAACCCAGCCUUGUCCCUGGGUCCUGCAGCCACCACCUCUUCUCUCUUCCUUUCGCGCUUAGUUUUCACGGUCAAAUCAAAGUGCACAUGAUCAUGUGUACCCUAGUUCAUGGGGUCUCGGUGGCAGCUGCUCUGCUCCAGCUGUAGUCAGUUGGUUGCUCUGUGGUAACCCAUGUUUGCUACCAUUUUCUUGGUCUUUCUCAACCCUGCUGAAGGGCCCUCUUGGGGCAAGGGGUCCAGGCUGGGCUGUCUUACAGAGUCUGAAACAGGCUCAGCUUGUUGGAAGGGUGACAGCAGGGAGAACUGUGUCUGUGACUGAGAACCUCUGCAUGGGUGGGCUUGGCCUGUUGGCUAUCUGCACAGACUGAGCUGUAGCAGCCAGGGCUCCUGGUCUCUUCCUGAGGUUGUCUUGUGGGAUGCUGGCUGUUGAUUGGGAUCGGUUGAAUUGCAGCAGGAUGUAGUGAUGGAGCGUUUGACCCAUUCCCAUAUUGGCUUAUGUCAGCAGGAAAGGGGAAUCUGGAAUAGCUGUCCUAACUCUGCAGGAAUAGGUUUGGUGUAGGCAUUGGUGCAGCAUUGCCUGGGGACAGCUGCUUGAAAGCCCGCAGGAGGGGAGAACUUUUCUGCAAGGUGGCCUAACCCAUUGGUGUAUGUGCCUGGGGUUACGUCACUUUGAAGGGAUCCCUGGCAUUACAGAUUAUAGCAUUUAUGAUCCAACGUAUGGUGCUUGUCUCCCUCUUGAUCUUGGUGUUCUGCAUGGGACUCUGUGCUGCAAGUGAGCUAUCAUAAUUCUGCUCUUGAUUGCUUGCAGUUGGGAGGGGUUGUAUUCCUUUCUUUAUGCGCAGAGGUAGAGGAUGGUGACCACAGUGCUUGGCCACAUUCCAGUCAAAUUGCCCCUGCAGUUUCGAUGGGAGUUGGGAUUCUUUACUCCCUGCCCUGAACCACUGUGUGGCAUUACUUGGUGCUAUGAAACUUUUCAUCUCUUUCCCUGGUGAAGAGCAAAUUACCUGCACUGUGUGUUGGGGCCACUCUCUGCUCUGACAGACUCAAGCACUGUAUGCUUAGGAUUGCUGCUUUGAUUUUUGUUCCCAGUCUUUGUUUGAUUUUUGACUCAUGGACCGUGACUGCCCCUGUUUGAGUUCCUCGUUGCAGAUUGGUAGCGUAAGUCCAGGCUCUUCCUUGCCUCUGUCCUGAAGAGUCUUGGGAAAAGCUGUGGAAAAUGUCUCUUGAAGGCAGGUUUAUUUCUGUAUUUAGCCCCUGUGGGAGGGUAACACUAGCCCAGGUGUUAGGGUGCAAUUCCAGGGAGGCUUAAACUGAUCAAAUCUUGGGCUUCCAUUGCUUGGCCACCUCCUGACCUGCUGGCUGUGCUCUCCCACCACUGCCUUGCAUCUCCCCUGCCCUGUGGGCCUCUCUCGCUUAAUUUAGCUGACAAAACUAGGGAUUAGUUUGUAGCUGGCUUAACUCCCUCAGCUGGCUCACUGCCCGGUUUCAUGAACACCAGUGCUGGUGUAAGGAAGUGGGUAGGAGCGUAUAGUUGGGAGCUGUGGUGUGAAAGAACGUGGCAGCCCACACUUAGAUUGGCUUAAGCAAUCCUGCCUUUAAAAUGGGUUACAUGCUCUAUUUUGGGUCUCCCUAGUGACGAGAUGGAUCUCAGGUACUGAGUGGGGCAAUGCUGAUGAGUGAGGGGUGCACUUGCAUGUAGAGAAGGAAAGGGAUGGAGGCAGCAGCUACCUAGUGAAUUUUGAUUUAACAUGAAAAGUCUAGGUAACACGUUGCCAACCCUCAAGGCUGUGGCCGAAGUAGGUCUUGUUGUAACCUCACAACCUGGUCAGGAGCUUGCUGCUUGAAUGUAUUUGUGCUGGCAGAAAUCCUUAUGAUCGCUAAUACUGUGAUGCUGGCCCGUAACAUUGCUGCUGCUGCCACCCAGGCCCCUGGGUCUUGUUCUCUCCCAUCUCUAGGAUUAGUUCCUCUUUCCAUGGCUGUUGUCAUGCUGACGAGCCUUCCUGCACCCUUUAUGUGUGGUCAGAGCACUCGGCCAGCAUGUGGGCAUCCUCUUACCGGGUCUCCCUUCUCCCCCUGGAGACAUGGCCCCUCCACGUUCCUGGCCGGGCUGUGGGCUUACAGCCCAGGGAGGCUGGGGCAGAGCAGAGAACAGAGCUCGAGCUCUGUAAAAACACACACACAUCUCACCAGAGACUUAGUAGGCAGUGUUGAGUUCCCGCUGCAGAAUAUAAAUUCUGACUUUUGAAGUCAAAAUUAGCACUUUUUUUUUUUUAGCCAUUUUCUGUUCUAGUAGAUCUGAGCGCAGAUUGAAAAGCUGCAGGCUUCUUUGGGGGACUUCAGACACAUCGUUCUGCCUACUGAUGCCUAAGUCUCCUCUCCAGAAAUAUGGUAAUCUCGUUCCCUCAGUGCCAUCAUGGGAGUCUAGGGAUGCAGGUUCUUACUUCAGCUCAUUUGUUACCACUGCAGUCAUGCCAAGGAGACAGGACUGGCUACUCAUUGGGCUAGCUGCUCUGCCAAGGGAGCCUAGCUGCUACACCAAAGAAUUUAGAUCCAAGAAGACAAACUGUCCAAGGGCUGGAGAUGCUCUUGCUUUCUUUCUUUCAUUGACAUUUUUAGUCUUUAGCAGCCAUCCCUGAACUGCCCUCAAGCUGGCCAUUUGACUGCUAUUCUGAAUGUGCCGGGGAUGACAGAGUUAAUGUUUGUCAUGCCUCCAAGGUCAUCAAGCCUUGGACAUGCUGUGGAUAUGAAAAUAGAAGUGGCUGUGCUUGUUGAUUUUAAAACCCUGAGAAGUGUACAGUGGAAGGUGCUCCUUGGGCCAAACCAGCUCUUGGUCUUCUUAGCAAACUUGGGUUGCGGAGGAGAAGGUUCUGCCAUGCAUCCCCCCGUUCAGGUUGUCACCAGAACCUGCUGGUUCUCCCUUGGUGCUGACCCACCCUGGUGAGAGCUGCACACUCCAGCGCAGUCCUGGCCUCCCUUCCCUCCCUGCUAGCAGCCACCUCCCCAGAGCAGGCGCCCACCUGGAGCAGGGUCGUGCUGCUCCCCGAGCAAAUCCAGGCUGGAUGCCCUUGGAGGUGGGUGGAGAGGGCGCUAUUAGAGUAGGCCAGGACUCUUGGAUAGGAUCCAGCCUCUCAUGCUUCUCUCUUGGUGACACCCUCAGUGUGCUCAGGGGAGACAUUUCCAUCCUGCGCUCCUCGACAGCUGCCGCUGCUCUCACUCCUGCGAGCGUUGUGUGUGCACCCCUCAGCAGUGGCUCCCACCCAUCACUGAGGAGAGCCUUGUGUGUCUACGCAGGAGGAAAACUUCCCUGGGUUCCUUCCCUGUCCUUCCCUGGUGCCAGGCCAGGAGCGGGACAGUAUAUACCAUGGUCCUGGCGUGGGGGAGCAGUGGAAUCGUUUGUCUAGCUUGCACUGCCUGGAAAAUGUCAACAGAAACCCACCACCACUGUGAAAGGUUGGGGCUCUUUGGAGCCUGUUCCUGCCCUGACGCUCAGGCAGCUGCCUGGCACGGGGCUGGCGUGGAGCUGCUGCCUGUGAGGCAGUGCCAAGGGAUGACACCGCUUCAGACAAGUCAAACUCGGUGUGUCUCAGUUCCCAGCAAUUAGCAUCUGUUUGCAUGUCCUUUUCUUCAUCCUAUCUCUGUUUACUCUUCCCUGAAUGUUUGAUUUAUUUACUCCAAGGAAUAGUCCUGCUCUUAGCAUACAUGUCUCCCCUUUCUCUUGGGGAGCAGCUUGGGCAGCGGUCAGGGACGAGGUGUGGGCUUGGGAGAGCUGCUCUCUCUUCCUACGGCCAACUUGACUCCCUGCCUGGAUUAGAGUAAAAUUGUUUUUUAUUUUAUCAACCUCUCUGUGCCUCAGUACCCCAUUUGGGAAAAAAGGGGGAAGGACCCAGCUCCUGAAAGCAAUUUGAGAGCUGUGCAUGCAAAGUGCUAUAAAGGUGCUAAGCUCUCCUGGGUAUUGCUACGUAUCCGGUUAAUGCUUUCAUUCCUCCAUCAGCAAUUAAACCCAGAAGAUGGAAGUGAUUUUUGAGUCUCUGCUGGCAAGUAGAGCCUUUCUUUUCCUUAAAAAUGAAUAAAUAAAUGAAUACUGGUCAAGCUGGCAGCACUCGUUCAUCUGACGGCUUCGCCUCCAGGCUGCUGCUGCUGUCCUCUUGGCCCUGCGGGGCGAGCGCUUUGAAGCAGGGACGGGGAAGCCGGAAGUCGGCGCCUUGUUUUCCGCUCCGCGUCUGAGCCGCUGUCAUCCUGUGCAAGUUGUUCACCUCUUGUGCCUCGGUUUGCUGUGCGCAGCGUUGGGAUAACACUAACCUACCUCACAGGGCUGUUGUGAGGCUGAGCUAUACGUAAUACGCAUGAAGCACCUACAGAAAGGUUGAUGAGUUUUUUUAUUAUUAUUAUUAAAUCGUAAUUUAAUAGGUA